AUGGAAGAACGCGAUUUCUCAGGGCUUCUAAAGUUCGACAACAACAGGAAACGUCAGAGGAAGGAGAAGAAAAAGCUGAAGAAAAUUGUCAAAAAGGCAUAUUCGUCGCAUAAAAAGGUAAUACACUAUUUUUUUCGAUUUUGUUUCAUUUUUAGGUUGAGGAAGUUAUCAAAAGCGAGUUUGAGUCUAAACGAGCCAAGUUGAAGAAGAAAGAGAAGGCGCCGAAGGCUAAGAAAGACAAAAGUCUUCAAAAAGAGGCCGAGGACUUUCAUGCGCAAGCUCGACAAGAGAGAUUCAAGCGAUUACAAGAGGAAUUGGAGGAGGAUGAGAAAGAAAUUAGAAGAUUGAGCAAGAAGCUGGGCUAUAAUAAGAGGAAAUCGACCAGCGUUCCGGAAAUUUUCGCAAAGGAAGGAUUAGAUGGUAGGUAAUAUUUAAAAUAAUAUAAUUGCUGUCUCCAAUAUGCUCGAAAGUCAAAGAGUCUUUCCCGUAAGGUAUAAUAUACAUUUUUGAAUCUUUUUUAGGACUCUGGGACGUCUGCGAAGAUGAAAAACGAGCAGAAUUGGCAAAAAGUGAGAAAGAAGAUCUUGCUAGAAUAACAGCUGAUGACGCUGAAUUUGACGAUUUCAAUCUUGCUGAAUCCGAUGAGGAGUCCAAGCCUAAGAAAACGGUUAGGAAGCUAGACACCAGCGCUGUGGAAAAAGUAAGUCUAUUAGAUUGCACUUGAUUUUUAGGUAAUAAAAUCUGGGAUUUCAUUAAUGACUGAUCUUCCUAGCUUCUCGGAGACCUGGAAGGCGACCUGGCUGCGCUUGACGAGUCCGGCGAUGAGAAUGCAGAAGAUCUUGACGAUUUUGAUGAUGAACUUGAUGAAGAAGAAGAAAUGGAGCUAAAUGAUGAAAAUUCAGAUUUUGGAGAUAAGGAAUUUGAUGAUGAAGACGAUGAAGAUUCCCAUCACAUCACUGAGGACAUUUAUGGGCGGAAAGUGGAUGCAAAAACGGGAAAGUUGAUUGAAAAGAUUGAUACGAAUAGAGCUGCCGAGAAAUUAAAAAAGCUGGAAGAAGAGUCCGAAUUGAGUAAAGAGGCCAAAUUCCAGCUGACAAAACAGAUUCGUAGUAUUUUGAACAGGUUGAAUGAAGGAACACUCGUGAAUUCGGUAAAAACUUUGACAGAUUUAUGGAAUUCGAAUCCCAGAAAUGGUAAGGUGAAAUUUUCUGAUUAUUAUGAUGUUUAGAUGUGAAGGAAAUUUUCUACGAAGUCUUCAACAAGGCCGUGUUUACCAGUUUUGCCCUGACGGAUCGAUUGUUAAUCGAAUAUUCGGCUUUCCUAUCCCUGGCCCAUCAGCUGGUCUCCACGGAUAUUUGUGAGUUUUUUGACGAUGUUGAUCUCAUUUGCUUGUGAGUCUUGACGUUGGAUGAAAGAUUUUGACUUCUUCUGUAAUUAGAACACUAUUUUAAUUAGUUUGGGGUUAAAGUUAGAGGUUUUUUGAGAAUUUGUAUCAGAUGUCUAAAAUAAUGUAAUUUUUUGAAGAUUCAUGUUUUAUUUCUGAUUCCAGCGGCUCAUCUGGUCGAGAAAUUCACGUUGGACUUCUUGGAGCACUUUGCCGAAUCAGAAAACGAUGAAAAGGAAUCAAAAAUCAUGAGGAAUGCCAUGGUUUUCUUCUCUCAUCUGUUCAAUUUCAAAAUUAUCAAGGCCUCUUUCUUGUUCGAAUUAAUGGAUCGACUUAGGAAAGUUGAGAAUCCACUUGGAUUUAACUUGAUUGGAGAUGUUUUUACAUGUAAGUAACGGAUAAAUUUUGUGAGAUUUAUUAUAUUAAUUUAGACGCAUCAGCAGCUCUCCGACGAAGAGAAGCGGCUCUAUUGUCCGCAUUUGUCAGCCGAUUGCAAGAGCAGAUAUCGAAAUUAAGCAAGGAAAAGAAGGAAGAGUAAGUUGGAUUAUUUUUUAGACUGUGAACUACUGACUUUUAUAAUGAUCUCUUAUUUAGCCCGCGGAUAUCGUAUUUGGUCGAAGAUUUCCUCGAAAUCAAAGGAAAUAAAUUGGCAAAGUACUCGGAGAAGUUUGAUAACACAUUCCUGGAUCAUUUUCAAAAGGUUCUCAAAGGACUGACAAAGAGUAAGAUAUUGGAAAUUUGGGAUAUUCAUUUAGAUUUAGCCAUCUGAUGGGAAGACUUUUAAAGACUGACGAUUUUUAUCGGGUUUUUGUGGAUUAUCAAAUUUUGAAUUAAUGAAAUAGGCUGUGUAGAGUGCAGAGGUUUAAUUUUGAGGCGGUAUACUGGGUUUGUUAUGUUUUAUAGCCAAGUUUUAUAUUACACAUGACCAAUAUUUUCAGAGUCGGAUCCGGUGACAGAGCUUGGAUUCUCGGUGGUUGAUGUCCUCAAUGUCAAGGAAAAGGGUCGAUGGUGGGUUGUAGGAUCUGCUUUCAACAGAAUCACCGUCGAUAAAGACGAAUCAGCCCCGACAACGUCAGCAAUAUCAAGCAAUCUGAACAAGUUUGAUAAGUCUCUUCUACAACUCGCAGAGAAGCUAAAGCUGAAAACAGAUAUCAGGAAGACUAUUUUCUGCACAGCUAUGAGUGCGACGGUAAGGGAAUCUUUCAAUUUAUUAGGAAAAAUUUGUUGGUUUUGACUAGUGUAAUAUAAUUUUUAUUUUAGAAUGUGGUAGACGCCUUUGAAAAGCUGCUAAAACUGACAACGAAGAAUGACAAACAAGGACGAGAGGUCGUCUACAUCUUGUUUGUUUGCGCCAUGAACGAAAAGGUCUAUAAUCCGUUUUAUUCGGCGUUGUUGGAAAGAUUUUGCGCACACAGGAAGACCUUCAAAUUAACCGCGCAAUUUGCUGUCUGGGAUAAGGUCAAGGAACUCGCAGACCUAAAGGCCAAACAGAGAACAAAUUUGGCCUAUUUGGUGGCGGAUAUGAUACGAUUGGAAUGUGUUCAACUUACUGUAUUAAAGGCAAGUGCAAUAUUCGAGUUUUAAGAUGUUUUUUGGGGUAAUUUGAAAAGAAAAGUAUUGUUAUUGGUAGUGCAAGACUAGAGGAGAUUUGAUUUGACCGAUACUUGACAUUUUGGGGGUUUUUUGAAAUUUGAAUUUUUAAAUUCCCGCCAAUUUUGGCUUUGUGUUCCAAGGUAUAUAAUGGUGUAAGAUUGCUCGAAAUGGCAUUACUGUUGCAUAGAGAGAUCGAGACGUCUGUAUACCUCUUUUUGUUAAUGUUAUCCGUGAAUAUUUUGAUGAUUUUCCCAAAUUUGUACUCUUUUUUUACCUAAAUUAUAUUCAGACUGUCAACUUUGCCCUGAUGGACCCCGUUAUCUCCACAUUCCUCAAACGACUCCUCUUCCGAUUGCUAGUCAAAGCAAAAGAGGCGGAUUUGGAAGAUUUGUUCCGACCAGUCGUCCAAAACCCAAAGUUCGAGCUCCUUUCCCAAGGCCUUCAACUUUUCUUCGAAGUGAAUCUGAAGCCAGAAGAAGAUUUCGCCGAAUCCCCGGAUCUAAAUCUCUUUAUGAAGAGGCUGUCUGUGGUGAGAAGUGUCUGGGGAAGAUCGUUAUAG
Molecule: messenger RNA, 3536 nt
Organism: Bursaphelenchus xylophilus (pine wood nematode)
Lineage: Eukaryota; Metazoa; Nematoda; Chromadorea; Rhabditida; Aphelenchoididae
Source: the annotation of a GenBank genome assembly